This is a messenger RNA of Octopus sinensis (East Asian common octopus), 1992 nucleotides long. RefSeq names its product dynein regulatory complex protein 10-like. The transcript has 4 exons. The record is from RefSeq and is a predicted model, not a curated record. Gene Ontology annotation, molecular function: protein binding. Lineage: Eukaryota; Metazoa; Mollusca; Cephalopoda; Octopoda; Octopodidae. Bases 147 to 1961 code for a protein of 604 amino acids.
ACCAGUAACACGCUGUGUCACACCUCCACGCACUUGCACUGUCUAUUUUUCGCAUUACGUCCUACGUCACACUGCACUAGAUUUCACUGAAGAACCCAGCGGCGUCACGCCUCAUCGCACAAUUCACACGCCACCCGGCUCUAACCAUGGCUUCGGUGAAUGAUGAACAAAACCUGUUUAAGGGUAUGAACGAGGUGAAGACAUCCCUCGGUAGUUUUAUCACUACGGAAAGCGUUAAUUCAGAUAACACUGGCUACCAAAAAUCCGUAUCUGAGAUCCACCCAUCACAGAAGGAAACGCCGCAUGAAGAUGUACCUGUUGCUAGCAAGAAUGAUAAUGUACGCGCUGGUGGGGCUACGACAAACAUUGGUGAACACACCGAAGAAAUAAAUGUCACUUACCCCCACAUCAGUCUGCAGCCGGCAAAGAAGAAACUGUCAUCGCUCGAGUCACAGCGAGUGAUGAACGUGUAUAUUGACAUGGUGGAAAGAGCCGUGUUGGUAGGUAUGUUUCCAUUUGUCUUGGAGAAUUUGCACCUCUUCGAGGACGCGUUCGACGAUCACUUGAAAGCGUGUUUUAAGAACCACGCCGACCUCCAGGCAUCCUACACGGAAACGCGGCGUGAGUUUCUCACGUUUUGCCGCAGAAUGCGUCGGUCCGCCCAGCCGCAGCCGAAAACUAUAGACCUUACUGCCGAAGCUGAGAAAAUGAAAAAGCUUUCGAAUUGUGAUUUUGAGGGUGAAGAAGAGGAAGAGAGUACCGUUGUUAUGACUAGUGAAGAUGACACUGAUAUUCACUAUAGGCAUUCCACAAGUGAUGAUGUAGAUGGUACGGACAUGUACCAUGAUGGCGAUGAUGAAUAUGAUGCCAGCAUUGGGAAAGCCAGGAAAAAAAAUAGCUACGACAGCCAUAGCAACUGGAUGCUUAAGGAAGAUGAGGAUGGGGAUUACCCUUUGCAAUCCUUAUCGUCGAGUGCUUCGCCCUACAGCGUCGACUCCUCGGUGGAAAUGAGGGAGAGCAGCGACGAAAGCCUGAGGGCUCACGAACUCGGCCGCCAGCUGUCGAACCUCGCCGACCGGCUGGGCAACUCCUGUAAGAAUAUACUGCGCGCGGUAAACGAGAACACGACGGCCGAGAAGGAGAUACUGAGCUACAGGGACAACAUGUCGCCGGAGCUGCAGGAGUUUGUGAGCAAACUCAACGAGCUGAAGAGCAUUUUGAGAAUCCGCCUGCUGACCACCCCUCUCGAAGAAAAGGAGCAAGAUGAAUACCUGAAAGAAACGGCAGAGAAAGCGGUUCAGAACAAGAAGCUUAUUGAAAAACUUGAGAAAGAACUGGCAGAGGUAACAGCGGCCAAGGACGAGCAGGUGAAACAGAAGACUAUGAAAAUACGCAAACUACAAAACGAUAUCCAGCAGAUUGACAAAUCGGCCGUAGAGAAUAUCCGUCGUGUGAAGGCCGAAGCGGACAACACCAUCGCUACCGAGAUGAAAGGCAGUGAGAGCAAGACCCAGGCCGUCUACCAGGAACUGGUCCACGCCAAAGCGAAUCUUGCAAACCAAACGACAGCGCACAGAGAGAACGAACAAGAUUUACGAAGGCGAAAGUUCAAGGCAGAAACUGAAGUUGAAAAUUGGAUACAAAAAUACGACCAAGACAUGGGACAACUGCAGGAAGAAAUUGAGACCAUUGAAAAGAUCUACUCCGAAGAGAAGAGACAAUUGAUGGAACUGGAGGAACGGUUCAGAAGUUUGGAGAUUGAAUACAGGAAAAUCAGGAGAGAGAGGGAGGACACAAAGAAGUGGAAAGAAGAGACGGAUAGAAGGUUGGUGCGCAUGAUGAGGGCGGCGACCACGAUCCAGGCAUUUUGGCGCUCAUAUAAGGUGCGGAAGAUGCUGAAGGUGAGAAAGAAAAAAGGGGGAGCAGGCAGCGGGAAGAAGAAGAAGAAGAAGAAGAAGUAAUCGCCGUGACGAUAGGGUCCCCCCAUCAUCG